AUGCCUCUUUACGAGUCUAUACUGAGGGAAAUAACUGCCAAACAAGCCCCGUUUUCUAUCCAAGUCCAACAAGCAUUCAAGUCACAGUAUCGAGGUAUUCCAGGUUCUCGUCAGCUAGUCAGUUUGAAGCUUGUUUCACCAGUACUGGAAGCACUCCGUGAGCAAAUAAUCUCGAGUUUGGAAGCAGAUGAUUAUGUACGCCAAUGCUUCAUAGCAAGGUUGCAACGCGUGAGUCUUCGGCCUAUUAUUACACCAAGAACAGACUGUGUCAGAAUCGCAAUUUGUGCUACAGGAAAUGCUGUUAAUAGAACUUUCCGAGGAGUUGACGCCGACUUCAAAACUGAGGCAAAAGAUCUCAUCGCAACAGGGUUUGGUAUCAAGCAACUCUAUAAUCGUUACAUUGAUGAAAGGGCUUCUCCUCAUCCGUUUCUGGACAUACCUUUCACUGGUAAACCACUUCGUUGA
Messenger RNA from Sclerotinia borealis F-4128, 465 nucleotides. Lineage: Eukaryota; Fungi; Ascomycota; Leotiomycetes; Helotiales; Sclerotiniaceae. The record is from the annotation of a GenBank genome assembly.